AUGACUCCCCUCCAGUCCUUGGGUAUAAUUCUCAUGGAUGAAACCACUAGUGUUCAGUCAAUUCUUGACAAUAAUCAGCAUAUCUCACAUCAAGACUUGAGGGGGCUGUAUAGAUUUUUCUGGGUAGCCGCAGAAGGUGUGCCAGUGUUGGUUAACCUGGACUUCAUAGGACCCCCAGGGGACAUACAGUCAGCUCAAGGUGCACUUUGGAACCUGAUUGAGAAAAUUGAUUCUCUCUGUCUCCGUUACGGAAAUUACCUCCGGGCGUCUUCAAGAACCGCAGAGGAAACACAAGAAGGAACACAAGUGCUGGAGGAGACCAAUCAAGAAAUGAACAGAGCAAGGACUUGGCUGACAAACAUGCAAGGUCCCAAUGAAUGGGCACCGGAUGGUCCUGGAUUUUAA
This is a messenger RNA of Tremella mesenterica DSM 1558, 405 nucleotides long. RefSeq lists its product as uncharacterized. The record is from RefSeq and is a predicted model, not a curated record. Lineage: Eukaryota; Fungi; Basidiomycota; Tremellomycetes; Tremellales; Tremellaceae. The transcript is spliced from 2 exons. The coding region runs from base 1 to 405 and encodes 134 amino acids.